AUGAACCAAAUGGGUGAAAUAUUGGCUCUGGGUUUGCAGGGAAGAGAAGAGAGAGAAAGAGAAGCAGGAACGAUAGUGGAGUUCUUGAGAGAGAGAAUGAAUGGGGUCGAUCGAUUGAGAAGUCGGAAGAGUCUAAAAGAACGGCUAGGAUUGGGAUGCUGUGGCGCCACAUGGGUUUUCGGGCCAUCGACUGUAAGCGUCAGAGACGAUGAGGACGAUGAAGGCCCACAGGAGCAACUAAUAGGGGGUGGUGAUGUGGGUCAGUCUCCGCCGGAGACAGAGUCAGAUCCCGACUGUGUGGGUCAUAUUCCUGGUGCCUCAGGUAUGAACCUGGCGGCGGCGUUGGCCGCCGAACGACACUUCCGGGCGACCCAAGAAUCUGAUGGAGGUUUCGGCUCAAGCCCAAGUCCAAUAAGGCCCAAUAACAAUGGAUUUGGUUUAAGUCCAAGGCCAGCAAGGCCCGAUAUCAAUGGGCCGAGUGACGUAACUGCCGAAACAUCACCAGGGACACCGUUGAGAGUAUCGUUGAUGAGAUUGCUGGAAGAAUCAGACGGCUGUGAUGGAGAGACGGGGAAGGAGGAAAAUGGGGCGGGGAGUGAUUCAAUGUGCUGCGUGUGCAUGAGGAGGAACAAGGGCGCAGCUUUCAUACCAUGUGGGCACACUUUUUGCAGGGUGUGUUCAAGGGAGUUGUGGUUAAAUCGAGGGUCUUGUCCCCUCUGCAACCGUUCGAUUCUCGAGAUACUUGAUAUAUUCUAAGGCCAAGAUAUCCUCGAUAUUCGUGACCAAUUAGGGUUUGAUCGGAUAAUUUGAGUGAUUCAAUUUCAUUUGUAAGACCAUGAAAUAUUCGUUACAUAAUGUUGGUGUUCUUGUCACAUCUUAUUGUGUGUGUAUGAUUUUGGUACAAAUGUAAGUGG
This is a messenger RNA of Ilex paraguariensis (yerba mate), 914 nucleotides long. NCBI's taxonomy places the organism in Eukaryota, Viridiplantae, Streptophyta, Magnoliopsida, Aquifoliales, Aquifoliaceae. The record is from the annotation of a GenBank genome assembly.